Molecule: messenger RNA, 855 nt
Organism: Lentinula edodes (shiitake mushroom)
Lineage: Eukaryota; Fungi; Basidiomycota; Agaricomycetes; Agaricales; Omphalotaceae
Exons: 2
Coding region: 1-855 (284 amino acids)
Source: RefSeq, a predicted model, not a curated record
AUGCAUUUCAGGCAAAACGUGCCCGUGGUUGACGGCGAGCGGCGUAUCAUGGUAUGCUUCGUUGGAAGCCCUGACGAUCCCGGCUACGACGACGCAGUUGAACACGCGACUGAAGCGAUUCUUGCGGCCAACCGUGAAGCUGGAUGGAAGAAGAAGGAGAAGAGGCAUAAACGCGGAGAUUUUCCUGCAGUUGCCUGCGGAAUCUCGUUUGGAAAAGGCCAGCCUGAGCCCAUGCAAUUGGGAGGGGAGAGGCAAGAAAUGAUGAAAAAGCUCCUGGCCAUGGACUCUUUCCGCCGCAUCGCUGGCUUCCAAAGCGCGGCCUUGCGAACUUGGUUUCCCCGCUGCUACGAGGAGGCCCGACGGCGAAAAGCUCAGCUUCUGGAACUUCGACCCAAUCUGCGUUUGAACUUCGACAACAGCGUCUACCUCUGCACCACAGUUAAUUUCGGACCCUUGACAUGGACACACAUACACACCGACUCUAAGAACGACCCGUCCCUUCCAUGUGCAAUCACCUCAGGUGGAAAGUACAACUGGAAAUUAGGUGGACAUUUGAUACUAUGGGACUUCAAUGUUAUUUUCGAGUUCCCUCCUGGAACAACUAUCCUCCUUUCUUCGGCAAUUCUGCGGCACUCAAAUAUACCUGUGGCUAAAGGGGAGACCCGUAUCUCGGUCACGCAAUACACAGCUGGCAGCAUACAUCGUUGGUUACAAUACGGAGGACGAACCGAGGAGGAGUUUGAGAAAGCAGACCCGGAGGCAUAUCUGAAGGAGAUGUCGGAACAUCGAGCAGGACGCUGGAUGGAGAGUUUAGCGCGUUAUAGCACAUUUGAAGAACUUAGGUCAUCUGCGUAA